CUUACAGCUUUAUGAUGAUGAUAUUACUGUUCCAAUGGUAUACGAUUCAAAUUACUUAUCAGAAUCUGAAAAUGACAAUUACGCCAGUGACUACUUAGAAAACGACGUUUCUAGUGAUAAUAACUUCUCAGACAAUGUAGAAAUGACGCGUGGAAAUCCCAACGCAUCGCAAAUAGCAAUUUCUCUUGUAAAAAGAGCAGUUGGCGAUGCCAAUGCACAAGGAUUAUCAUUAGCGUCAGAUGACAGUAAAGAAAUUUUAUCUGACAAUCUACAACCUACUGAAUCAUUUACUAGAAGAACAAGAGCUAGAAACCCUUGGAGGCCAAAUGUCGACGUUGAGGAAAUAGAACCGAAAAGUACCGCAACAUCGCGCAGACGGAACAGGAAUAGACAUAGAAAUAAUAAUUUGGAAUCUUUACAGCAAGCUAUUGUGCAUUUUUCUGGUGACACCAGUAAGUAUGUAGUAGGAAAACAUGAAAACUUCAGAGGAAAUGGGCAUCUACGUCACCCAAACCAAAUAUUUGCUGACUGGAAAGAGAGUGAUUGGGUGAAACCCCUGGGAAUGAAUGAAAAGUUUGAUUUUAUGAACGGAUAUCUCAAAAUUAAAGAAAACGGAUUAUAUUUCGUAUAUGCACAGAUUUAUUAUCUUGAUGAACACGACACAAAUGGCUUUCAUGUUCACAAAAAUCGUGAUGCAAUUCUUCAGUGUACAGUAAUGACACAUACAGUGAGUACAGUAACAAAAGGUAACACAUGCUAUACAGCUGGAGUUGAAUAUUUGAGGGAAGGAGAUGAAAUUAGUAUAAGAGAUGUGGGUAGUCACCGUUAUUCUUUAUUUGAACCAGGAAAAUCCUUUUUUGGAGUCAUAAAGUUGGGAGACGUUAAAGUAAAAUAAGUUUGUUCUAUGUACAUUUUAAGAAAGAAAAACUUAAAAAAAUACUCGCAUGUAUUAUGUAUUAAUAUUGUGAUAAUUGAGCCCUCUGUUUUGUAAACUUAUUUGUAGAUUUUAGAAUAAACUAUUCAACUUUA
This is a messenger RNA of Agrilus planipennis (emerald ash borer), 1029 nucleotides long. RefSeq names its product protein eiger (gene egr). Gene Ontology annotation, molecular function: receptor ligand activity; tumor necrosis factor receptor binding. Gene Ontology annotation, cellular component: membrane. Gene Ontology annotation, biological process: immune response. The record is from RefSeq and is a predicted model, not a curated record. The coding region runs from base 35 to 895 and encodes 286 amino acids. The transcript has 5 exons. NCBI's taxonomy places the organism in Eukaryota, Metazoa, Arthropoda, Insecta, Coleoptera, Buprestidae.